This is a messenger RNA of Dioszegia hungarica, 1899 nucleotides long. Its product is annotated as ras-induced vulval development antagonist-domain-containing protein. Lineage: Eukaryota; Fungi; Basidiomycota; Tremellomycetes; Tremellales; Bulleribasidiaceae. The coding region runs from base 1 to 1899 and encodes 632 amino acids. Gene Ontology annotation, cellular component: nucleus. The transcript has 4 exons. The record is from RefSeq and is a predicted model, not a curated record. Gene Ontology annotation, molecular function: chromatin binding. Gene Ontology annotation, biological process: regulation of gene expression.
AUGACUUCCCCUCAUGCCGCCCGACCGGAGAGCUCCCUUGGAUCACCUUCAAGUCGGGGGCCUGCGUCGCUACCGGACAAGCCGCAAAGGGAGACGCGCGAGGAGACGCUUCGCCGUCAACUCCUUGAGCGGCGAAAAGCAGCUGUAAAACAGCCUGCAGCGCCUCCCGCACCGGCAUCGAGCAGCAUUGGCGUCGGGAUUAGUAUCAAGGGAAAGGGGAAAGUGGUCGAGCAGCCGCAAAAGAUAGGCGGAAUGAGGGCGUGGGAUGAGGUACCCGAGAAGGACGAAAUCUUGAUCGUGCCUGUUCAGCGAGGUUCGGUGGACGAGGAAGAAGAGGAGUUGGAUCUGGCGUACCCGCGUUCUCCAGAGCGAGACAGGUCGCCUCGUCGGUCAAGAUGGGAUGAGCGGGACUCGCGGGGUGGCAGGCAUUCAAAACGGAGUCCGGACACGUAUCGCCCGAACCGAUCAACAUCGUUAUCCCCUCCUCCUCCUCCUCACCGCGCCCCCUCUCCUCAACGUCGAAACCAUGGAGACACGCCUCCUCUCCGCCAAUCACAUCGAUCAGACCGGGACUCGUCUACCCGCGGCAGCCCUGGACGGCCAGUUCGUGAUCGCUCACCACCCCCUCCUCCUCGGCGGACAUUCGACAAUCCCGAACGCCUGGCAAUGCGGCAAGGACACGCUUUCCCCCCCUUUCCUCCUCGGAACGGUCUACCUGCUCGGCCCCCACCAGUCUUAGCAGAGGCUAUGCGCGAACUAAAUCCGAGGGAGAGACGGCCGUCCCCGUCAUACCAGCCUCAUGAUCGGCCGCCGCAUCUGGCGACGGGAGGGAAUGGGCAAGCAGGGAGGGGUGGUGGAGGUCCUGGAGCAGGGGGAUAUGGAUAUGGACCUGGUCGGAGGGAUCUCAGUGGAGGCGGACCAGCGGGUCAAGGCGGUAUACAAGGAGGACAAGGAGGACAAGGAGGACAAGGAGGACGAGGAGGUGGUUGGCAGAACCCGCCCAGGCGAUUUAAUGGGCCGGUGGACUUUGAGCAGCGUCGGCUGCAAAGAGAGAAAAAUACUCUGGUUGUGUGGCCUGCAUCGCCAGAGCGCCCAUGCAGAGAUGAAGAGGAGAUAGAAGCAGAUCGUCGAGCCGCAGGCAAAGCCAGCAAGGCCAAAUCCAAAUCAAAGAAGAGCAAGCGCCGCUCCCGCUACUCCUCGGCCAGCUCAUCAGAGUCCGAGUCGGAGGACGAUGGACGCGCUAGACGGAAAAGAAGGGAGAAGCGGCGGAAAUACGCGUCGUCUGACUCUGACUCUGGCUCUGAGGUCGAGGCCAAGGCGAGGGCGAGGCGACGGGCCUCGACAGCAGACAGCGAGGCAGAAGAGGAGGAGCGGCGGCGAAGGACCAAGAAGUCUAGGUCGAAGACCAAGUCGCGGGCGAGGAGCACGAGGUCGGAGGAUGAAGAUGGGUGGGCGGAGAAGGAGCAGGAGGAGAGGCCACUCUCGCUGGAGGAUCUGGCGAGGAUGCAGCGGCUGCGGAAGGAGGCAGAAGAAGAAAUUGGGCCGGCGUUGCCCAGCGGCAGCGCAGUCCAGCAGAGGCAACGCUUCGAGCACAUGAUGCCUGGCGAAGGCGAAGCUAUGGCUCUCUACGCCUCGAACGGUCUCCGUAUCCCCCGGCGCGGCGAGAUCGGUAUCGACACCAAGCGCAUCGAGAACCUCGAAGACGCAGGCUACGUGAUGUCUGGGGCGCGACACAAGAAGAUGAAUGCCAUGCGGCUGCGCAAGGAGAACCAGGUGAUCAAUGCGGAAGAGAAGCGGGCGAUCUUGAAUCUUCAGCGGGAGGAGAAGAUUAAGCGGGAGGGGAUGAUUGUGAGCCAGUUUAGGGAGCUCAUGAAUACGUCCAUUCAGAGGCAGACGUAG